AUGAAGAGUGAAUGCGUAUUUGUCAAGUCAAAAAGAGUACGUUUGGUUAAUACAAGUCCCCGACUACUAUCUCCACCUACGAAACAUGUUUUUCGGUUUCGAUUUCGUCCUUGCCCACCUACAAAACAUGCGUUGCACGUUUUUUCGGCUUCGACCAGUCAUCCACCUACGAAACACGUAUUGCACGUGUUUUUUCGGCUUCUCCUGGAACCGCCCAGAUCCACCUACCGAAACAUACGAAACGUUUCUCGGCUUCACAACACCUACGAAACACAAAAAAAUGUUUCGAGGCCUAUCCCACCUACCAAAACACAAGGAGUGUUUCUCGGCUUCGCGGAUAGGAACUUGUAUUAUUGCCAAAGUACUAGAUUAUCAAAGUGGCUCAAAAGGAAUCUCAAGGAUAAUGUUAAAGAAACACUAGAAGCAACGAUCGAACAUCUGAUUAAGUUAAAACCUCCCAAAUGUAAUAGUAAGGCGUUGAAGUCUUCAUUACGAGAUCUGAUGAAAAAUGAUGAAGCGAUACGUAAAGAAUGCGAAGCACUAAACAUGUGGCUUACCGCUGAUGUUCCUGAGAAAGUGGAAAAUAAGAGAUUAAAGGUUGUUGAUAAAGAUAAUCGAGCUGUUUUCAAGAAAGAAAGUGGAAGUCCUACAAAUAAUAAAGAAUCGCAGAAAAGUGAAGAAGUACAAGCAGUUCCUACAAAUAAUAAAGAAUCGCAGGAAAGUGACGAAGAACAAGCAGUUUCUACAAAUGAUAAAGAAUCACAGGAAAUAGAUAUACGAAGUUGGCGGGAAGUAAACAAAGAAGAGGGGGAAAUUUUAAUUUAUCCAUCAUUUUCACGAAUUCCGCAAAGUACUCAUUCUCGCCAGCUAAGCAAGGUUCGUAUGUUGAACCAACAUUAG
Funneliformis geosporum is the source of this 900-nucleotide messenger RNA. Lineage: Eukaryota; Fungi; Glomeromycota; Glomeromycetes; Glomerales; Glomeraceae. The record is from the annotation of a GenBank genome assembly.